Molecule: messenger RNA, 1575 nt
Organism: Wallemia ichthyophaga EXF-994
Lineage: Eukaryota; Fungi; Basidiomycota; Wallemiomycetes; Wallemiales; Wallemiaceae
Exons: 1
Coding region: 1-1575 (524 amino acids)
Biological process (GO): pseudouridine synthesis
Molecular function (GO): RNA binding; pseudouridine synthase activity
Source: RefSeq, a predicted model, not a curated record
AUGCCACAGACGCAGAAAGUGGAUGUAAAGGAUAUUUUCGCGGCGGAUCCUCCCCGCAUAGUGUACAAGGAAGGUCUACGCAGUGUACAGCCGUACUACUACGUCUACCAGACAUACGCCAAGCAACGGUGGUUUGGGCGGAGGUUAGUGGAAGUGUGUACGACGGAGUUCCGCGACCGGUCCAAGUCUUAUUACGAGUGGGCCAUCCAGACGGGCAUAGCUACUAUCAACAGCCAGCCCGCAACGCUCGAUUCUGUAGUGCGCAAUGGCGACCUCAUCCAGAACCGAGUGCAUGCGCAUGAACCACCAGUUGUAGCUGAGCUGCCUGUUAUAAUCUACGAAAACAAAGAGCGUGGCUGGCUCGUUGUGUCCAAACCUGGCUCUAUGCCUGUGCACGCUGCUGGGCGGUACAGGAAGAACACGCUGCUGGAGAUCCUCCAGGACGAAUACAAAAUGAACAGCCUCUACUGCUGUAAUCGUCUCGACAGGCUGACUAGCGGUGUGAUGGUGAUAGGCACGCGCAAGAGCGCAGGUCAGCAACUCGGUGCAGCGUUUAUGCGCGGCGUAAUAAAGAAAGAGUACAUUGCACGCGUCCUGGGUCGAUUCCCAGACCGCGAGACUGUCGACGAGCCUAUCAUUACCGUCGAUAGACAGAUGGGACUCGUUAUUCGCCACGAACACGGCAAGCAGGCCAAAACAAUGUUCGAACGUAUGUCGUAUGAUUCUGUCACUGAUACUAGCAUCGUUUAUUGCCAACCUCUCACUGGUCGCACUCACCAGAUUCGCGUUCAUCUUCAGUACCUAGGCUAUCCGAUCGCUAACGAUCCUCUCUACUCGAGCUACGAGGUGUGGGGCGUGAAAAGAGGGAAAGGGGGAUGGCCGACGUAUACCACCGAGCGCGUGCUCGGUGAGUUGUUGGAAUUGGACAGGGAGCACGAUCAGGAGCAGGAACAUAAACAGGGGCAGAAUCAGGAGCAGCGCAAAGAACAGCCAUUAAACACAUGUCAUUCCAAGGACGUAGAAAUACUCGAGAAACACCUCGGCGAUAACGCCAAACAUUUCAUUCGCAGCGACGACGAUAUCGGGUUCAACAGCCCAGUCGAGCUACACGAGGAGUACAAGGAGGUGAUACGACGUCUACGCGCGCAGAAAGACGAAAGCGACGGCUGGGCGAGGUGGAGAGAUGCGCUGGGUUUUGGGAGCGACGAGCAGGAGAAGCAGAAGCAGAAUCAAAUAAAGGAAGAUCAACAACAACAACAACAUGGCCACAAUGAUACAAACACUGACGCUCAUAACCUCAACAGCGUCACGCAAGGCCUCGGCGGAUACUGCCCCACUUGCUUCAUCCCCCUCAUUCCAGACCCCCCGCGCGAGAAACUUUUCAUCUAUCUUCAUGCCACACGCUACACGAGUCCCGAUUGGUGCUUUCAGGCUCCUCUCCCUAAUUGGAUAGAUGAGGGUGGGAGAAAGUGGUGGGAUGCGAAUAACGAGCAGCGUAAGCAAGGUAUAGUGGAGAGUGUUAAUCAGCUCGUAAAGGAGGAAGAGGAGAGGAAGGCGGCGGAAGAAGGAGGCUAA